AUGGAUGCUCCACUUGAGGUCAGCAAAGAUAUAGCACUGUGCAUCGAGAAUACUGCGUCAGAUCAUUUCAAUAACCGAGAAGUACCCACUGACCUCACGCUAUGGCAAGCAACGAAAAGGUGGCCCAAGGUCACGCUGUACUGUCUAGCGUUGACGAGUGGAGUGUUACUUUGGGGUUAUGAUGCUGCAAUGGCAGGCAACCUUGCGGCACUGGAUCAAUUCAAGUAUGAUUAUGGGGUUCUUCACGGUAAGAAAUGGAUUAUUCCCUCAAAAUGGUUGGGCGGUUGGAAUGCCACCGGUCCACUCGGGACCAUGCUCGGUGCGAUCAUCUCUGGUGCCUGCCUCGAUCGCUAUGGGCGACGGAUCAAUCUGGCAGCUGGAAGCUUGACCACAGCUGUUGGUGUUGCCAUCAUUUGGGUAUCUCAAUACGCCUCGAGAGAGGCGAGGCCCGGAGUUUUCAUGCUCGGCAAAAUUGUGAUGGGAACUAGCCUCGGCGUUGUGGUGACUACUACCCAAACAUAUAUCUCUGAGGUGCUGCCUUCGGUACUCAGAGGGCCUAUUAUAGCCUUCUUUCCUCUUUUUUAUCUUUUUGGCCAGCUUAUCAGCGCGAUUGUCGCCUUCGCUGCCGAGAAGAAGGAGGGUCCUGCAGCCUACCGACUGUGCUUGAUCAGUAUGUGGCCUUUCGCAGCUCUCCCACUUCUUUGCGCCGCAAUGAUGCCCGAAAGUCCAGUCUAUUUGAUCCGACGCAUGAUGCUUGGGAGAGCAUUCCAGGCUCAGAAACGUCUCGACACUAACAAAGACGACACACAGGCUAAUGUCAACCAGACUCGCGCCUGGAUCAUUCAUGAGCAAGAAGCUGCGCAGUCUGACCGAAGCAGAUAUGUGGACUGCUUCAGAGGGACAGACAAACGGCGAACCUUGAUUGUAAUCUUCGCCACCAUCAUCCCUCAACUCUUUGGCCUUCCCAUCCUUGGGGAUGGACCGUACUUCUUGCAAGUGACCGGGAUGAACAGCAGAAACAGUCUGAUUUAUCUCAUGACAGGAAUUGCUGGAGGUAUCGUCUCGACUAUCAUCAGCAUGUGGCUCUUAACGAGAUUUGGAAGGCGACCGCUUUCGUUAGUUACCCCUACCAUUCUGUCCUUCCUGUGGUUGGGCAUGGGUGUUGCUGGAUGUUUUGAGGCGGAGCCAGUGCCGUGGUUUGUCGGUGCGACUCUCAAUACAGCUGUAGCAGUCGCCGCUCUGGGUGUCUGGCCUGCGUCGUACGUUGUCGCAAGUGAAACCUCCUCCUUGCGGCUCCGCGCAAAGACUCAGGGGAUCGGGUGGGCUUGCCACAGUGUUGCCAACCUCGUCUUCAGUCUGAUACCACCCUUCAUCUACAACACAGAUGCGGGAAAUUUACGUGCUAAGAUAGGAUUUGUCUGGGCGGCUAUUGCUGGGCUUGGGACUGUCUUGUUCUACUUCAUCGUUCCCGAAAUGCUGCAUCGCACUCCUCUUCAACUAGACCUCAUGUUCGAGCAGAAGACCCCCACCAGAAUGUUCUGCGCCUGGCAGGGACAUGGAAUUGAACAAGCUAUCGUUGCCGAGGUGGAUGGCAAGCAGGACAGGGAGUGA
Molecule: messenger RNA, 1611 nt
Organism: Exophiala bonariae
Lineage: Eukaryota; Fungi; Ascomycota; Eurotiomycetes; Chaetothyriales; Herpotrichiellaceae
Exons: 3
Coding region: 1-1611 (536 amino acids)
Biological process (GO): carbohydrate transport; transmembrane transport
Cellular component (GO): membrane
Molecular function (GO): carbohydrate:proton symporter activity
Source: RefSeq, a predicted model, not a curated record